AGCGAGAGGGGGUAAUCUGUUUGCUUGUGCUCGAAAGAAAAUUGCAUGACUGGAGGGACCCGACCGCACAAUUCCUCCUCUUCUAUUGGUAGUCAAGGCCAAAGCUAACAAACCCUCGUCACCUCUACCUUCCAUUUUCCGGCAAAAACUUACGAUGAAACACUCUCAAUAACUGACCACUUCCCUCUUUAUCUUUCUCUGUGCCUUGAGUAUGGGCGCCUCGUUAUCGAACCUGACGGAGGGAGCGGGCAUGGGUGGUCCUGGGUUGGGAGACAUACCGGAGAGCUGCGUGGCUUGUGUUUUCAUGUAUUUGACGCCUCCUGAGAUUUGCAAUCUGGCUCGAUUGAACCGUGCUUUUCGAGGAGCCGCUUCUUCCGAUUCCGUUUGGGAAAACAAGUUGCCUUCUAAUUAUCAGGAUCUGCUCCAUAUCCUCCCUCCUGAUAGAUACCUCAAUUUCUCCAAAAAAGACAUCUUUGCCCUCCUCUCUCGCCCUCUCCCUUUCGAUGACGGCAAUAAGGAGGUGUGGCUUGAUAGAGUGACGGGAAGGGUUUGUAUGUCGAUAUCGGCCAAAGGGAUGUCAAUUACGGGAAUUGAAGACCGCAGAUAUUGGACUUGGGUUCCUACUGAAGAAUCAAGAUUCCAUGUGGUGGCCUAUUUGCAACAAAUAUGGUGGUUUGAAGUGGAUGGAGUUGUAAAGUUCCCUUUCCCUGCUGAUAUCUAUGCUCUAUACUUCAGGCUUCACCUUGGAAGGUUUUCCAAACGACUGGGACGCCGUGUCUGCAAUUUUGACCACACUCAUGGUUGGGAUAUAAAGCCAGUACGGUUUGAGCUGUCUACCUCUGAUGGUCAGCAAGCAUCAUGUGAGUUCUGUUUAGACGAGACUGAACAAGAUGAAGCAAAUGGCAACCAGAAGCGUGGAUGCUGGAUAGAUUACAAGGUAGGUGAAUUUAUUGUGACAGACUCAGAACCUGCUACUGAGGUCAAAUUUUCCAUGAAACAGAUUGAUUGCACACAUUCCAAAGGUGGGCUUUGUGUAGAUUCUGUAUUUAUUAUCCCCAGUGAUCUGAAAGACCGCAAAAGAAGAGGGAUUUUGAAGUAGCAAAUGCAACGGGGAUGUUGCUUAAUAUUUUCAGUGAUCCCAGAAGUUUCUACUUGGGCAUAUUUUUUUUGUCAUACUGCUUAUACUUCUGAAGGCAUUUGAUGUUUUAGAGGAUAUCGUCAGAAGUUGGUUUUCCAAGUAGGUGUGUUUCCUCAAUGGCUAUAUAAUUCUUGCUGCUGUACGUAAUCCAGUUUUGUUGAUUA
Molecule: messenger RNA, 1302 nt
Organism: Populus nigra (black poplar)
Lineage: Eukaryota; Viridiplantae; Streptophyta; Magnoliopsida; Malpighiales; Salicaceae
Product: F-box protein PP2-A15
Exons: 3
Coding region: 212-1099 (295 amino acids)
Molecular function (GO): protein binding
Source: RefSeq, a predicted model, not a curated record